AUGAUGUCACUCGACGCCCAUGAGCGCCCGCCGGAGCACAUCCGCCAUGUUUACAAAAAGUACCAAAAGCUGCGCGGCAACGCUCUCAACGACGACCCCCAGCUGCUCGAUCCGAGAGAUAGCAACGCCGUCGAUCGGCUGCACGUCGUGCGCUUCAUAGACCCCACAGAUCUGCGCUCAGCGUUCCAAGAUUUUGCCGCCGCUGAAAGCAGCGACUCCCUCGCACUCCCUGAUACUCCCGUGCCUGUUUACGAGCAUCGCCACAUGCCAGGUCUGCAUAUCAUACCCUCCCUGUUACCUGACUCCACUCAAAGGUUGCUCCUUUCCCGUCUUAUCCACAGAGACCUCUCAAAUCCAGCUCACCAGACAAACGUGCACUUGCACUACCAUGUUCCUUAUCCGCCAGAGUCUUCGUCGUUCUUUGGGUAUUCCCCUUCAUCAGAGCCGCAUUUUCAGCCAAAGGACCCUCAAGUCCAUAAGCCUCUUUCGAUCACCCAGUUCCUAAACAGGAAACUUCGAUGGGUAACUCUAGGGGGGCAGUACGACUGGACGCGGAAAGAGUACCCUUCAACAAUGCCGCCCCCAUUCCCUUCAGAUGUCGGUGGUCUAUUGAAAGGUGUCUUUCCCGACAUGACGGCGCAGGCUGCUAUUGUCAACUUCUAUUCUCCAGGGGACACCCUUAGCAUGCAUCGUGACGUUAGCGAGGAAUGCGAUCGCGGACUUAUCAUUCCGGAAACCUGCCCUGAAUGGCUCCAGGACUGGCCAGCUUCUUCGCAGAAUCUAGAUGCUGACGAAGCUUAUCAGCAAUGGAAAGGCUGGAUGCGUACGAAGAGGGUGAAUCUAAAUGUUCGGCAGAUGUGGGAGUAA
Messenger RNA from Lasiodiplodia theobromae, 867 nucleotides. Its product is annotated as Alkylated DNA repair protein. The record is from RefSeq and is a predicted model, not a curated record. The transcript is spliced from 3 exons. NCBI's taxonomy places the organism in Eukaryota, Fungi, Ascomycota, Dothideomycetes, Botryosphaeriales, Botryosphaeriaceae. The coding region runs from base 1 to 867 and encodes 288 amino acids. Gene Ontology annotation, cellular component: cytoplasm; nucleus.